AUGAUUUCUUAACAAUUAAAAGUGGAUAUCUAUGAUAAUUCAAUUCCUAAAUAUAAAAUAUAAUUGACUAAUCGUCCUACUUAUGAAAAAUAAUCAAUAAAUCUAAGAAAAAAAAUGCAUAUUAGCAUACAAAAGGAUUCAAUUUAAAUCUAACAGUUAUAGAAAUAACAAAAUAAUUUAUGGAGAUUAAGGGUUUAGAAUACUUAAGAAUAUCAUAAUAAUUAAUCUAAUUUAAUAUAAAGAUCAAAUACAAUAAAAAUUGAGAAUUCUAAUUCAUUUAACAGUAAAAAAUGUGUCAAUCUCAUAUAUAAUAGUCCUUUAAAUGUAAUUAAGUAAAGGGGGAAAUCAAAUAAAAAUAAUGUAAAAUUUAUAUGAAAUAAUUAAAGGAAUUUAGAUAAAUACAUAGAUCUUUAGAUUGUAAUAAUAUGAUGGAAAUUUUAAAUGAGAAAAAUUAGAUAUACAAAAGAAGAACCCUAAGAUUAAGUUUGGUUUGA
Molecule: messenger RNA, 494 nt
Organism: Paramecium pentaurelia
Lineage: Eukaryota; Ciliophora; Oligohymenophorea; Peniculida; Parameciidae
Source: the annotation of a GenBank genome assembly